Molecule: messenger RNA, 4278 nt
Organism: Acipenser ruthenus (sterlet)
Lineage: Eukaryota; Metazoa; Chordata; Actinopteri; Acipenseriformes; Acipenseridae
Gene: tmem91
Product: transmembrane protein 91
Exons: 4
Coding region: 1069-1770 (233 amino acids)
Cellular component (GO): intracellular membrane-bounded organelle; membrane
Source: RefSeq, a predicted model, not a curated record
AGAAUUGAGGAGCCAGGCAGGCACUAGGACCCAGAGGGAUAAUCCUAGACUGUGUGGUGAGGGAGAGAGUAGAGAAAGGGACAGAAAUAGGGGAAAGAGCGAGAGAAAGGGAGAGAGAAAGAGAAAUAGAGAGAAGGGAAAAAGAGAGGAUAGACGUAAGGGGGAGAAGAAAUGGAUAGAGAGAGGGAGAGCAGACAGGCAAAAUAAAAGGGAGAGAAAGGCAGAGCGGAGAAGAGAGACAGAGAGAGAGGGGGCAGAGAGAGAGAGAGAGGAGGGAGAGAGGGGACAAAAAGAGAGAGAGAGAGAAGGAGAGGGAGAGGAUGGAGAGAGAGAUAGCGAGAGAGAGAGAAUAAACCCCACUCGCGUACACAGGCUGGACAAUCGUGUGAACGCAAUUCUGCAGUCAUCUCUCCCCUCUCCGUUUGGUGUUACUGGGAGAGACAGCGGGACAGGAGGACAGAGGGACGGAGGGAAGGAGCAAUACCCCCCUCUUCCCUUCCUCCUUCCUUUCCUCUUUCCCUCGGGAGCGUGAUUGCGGAGAAUAAGCUGCAAGCUGUGGAGCUGCUCUGGAGAAGGAGGGCUGAUUGAGAUGAGGAGGGCUGACACAGACAUGUGCAGACACUGACACAGAAGAGAGAAGACAGAGACGGGGUUGGAGGUGGACUCCUGUUUGUGCUUGACAGGUCCUGGGGCUGCUUGACAGGGGAGGGACGGACGGCCGGCACCUGCCGUUCCUGUGUGAAAUGCAUUUUCUUGUUUCUCUCCUUUUAUAUUAAAGUAAAACAACACGAGGCUAUAAACUGGAUAAACUGGCUUCCCCUUUAAGAAUUGAAACUGUCUUGAUUCUAAUAUGACUUUAAAACCUUAAGGCAUUUUUAAAAGUAAAUGUAGACUUAUUAUUAUUGCUAUUAUUAUUAUUAUUAUUAUUAUUAUUAUUAUUAUUAUUACAUUUCUCUUCAAGGGAAACCUGUAUUUCAUGAAUGACUACACUUUUUGAAUCUCAUCCUUACUAAUUUGCUUUGCCGUCGAAACAUCACAACAACACCACCGGCUGAAACGUCUGUCUGCAUGGAAAACCUGGACGAACCACAGCACCCUCUGCUGGGGGGCAGGCAGAACUGCAACGGCACCGCACCCAGCACCGGCCCAGGCAACGUGUUUAAAGCAAUGAGGCGCGACACAGCGCUGCCCCCGGUGGUCUGGCCAGGCUAUGACCCCCCGAGGGAGCUGCCCUCACAGCAGCCGCUGGACCCAGGGUCUCUCCCGUGCACUCUUGAACCCUCCUUCUACCCCCCCGCCCCGAUCUGGGGCCCCCAGGAGCCCCUGGGGCCCCACAAGAAGGAAUAUCUGGAGACGGCCUUCGUGGAGGUGGGCCCGGGUUCGAAUGGGGACAGCAAGCUGCUGGAGGAUGGGAGGGAGAGAGAGGGCUACAGGACUGAGGAUGAGGAUGACCUGCUCAGCGAUUAUGAGGACUCCUCGAGCGACUUCAGCGACACGGACAGCGAGGGGAACUUCUCGAUCCUCCUCCCUCGGGACUACCUGGGGCUCACCUUCUUCUCCAUGCUGUGCUGCUUCUGGCCGCUAGGGAUCGCUGCUUUCUACCUGUCGCAGAAGACUAACCGUGCUGCUGUCCUGGGCGAUCUCCCCAGCGCCCGCUCUGCGUCUCGCCAGGCUCUGUGGUUGGCCGUGCUGUCCAUCGUGUUCGGGGUCGUCACGUAUCUCGGUGCUGUCGCCGUGCUCGUCUCCUACCUGUCGGGCAAGCCUCCCUAGAUGGGGGGGGGGGGGGGGGGGGCACAACGCUGUUUACCAGACUUCCAGACAGCGUUCAUCCCCCACUCCCCUCGUUUCACUGCCUCUUCCUCUUCCCAGUUCCUUGCCCUUCCCUCCCACCUCUUUCCCUACCUCUCACUGUCCCUCCAUCAGGAUUUUCAAUUUUCUCCUUGUUUCUAGACUGCACUGCUCCACUUCUAGUCAGAUCACAGCACACUGGGAACCAGUACAGGACAAUGGUUUACAACACUGGGACCAGUAGAGGACAAUGGUUUAUCACACUGGAACCAGUAGAGGUCAAUGGUUUACCACACUGGGAACCAGUACAGGACAAUGGUUUAUCACACUGGGAACCAGUACAGGACAAUGGUUUAUCACACUGGAACCAGCACAGGACAAUGGUUUACCACACUGGGAACCAGUACAGGACAAUGGUUUAUCACACUGGGAACCAGUACAGGACAAUGGUUUACCACACUGGGAACCAGUACAGGACAAUGGUUUAUCACACUGGAACCAGCACAGGACAAUGGUUUACCACACUGGGAACCAGUUUAUCGAUAACAGACUAACAGACACCCCCAGAUUAUUCCAGCACUGACUCUUCCAGCAGGAUUGUAGGGGAGGAUGUACCCCCAUUUUAUUUUAAAUAUAGGGCGCACAUUGAGACCCCCCCCCUCAAAAAAAAUACUGCAACCUGAUCCUGUUGAGCCUGUCUCCUCUUAAACUUCCUGCUUCCUUCUGUCUGAAUUGAGGAGUCCAGUGAAGGGUGAAGCCUGUCUAAUUCAGCAUCGCCUGGGAAAGCAUUGUGGUGGAUUUUACAGCGUAUGCACUUUCACUUUCUCCAUUAUGUAAGCAAGGAGCAAUCUAACUGUACUGUAUUGCACUGUACUGUACCAGCAAACUCAUGUACGUCUUUACAAACAGCCUCGAUUAUAAACCUAGAAAAGACAAACCACACACGUCUGUGCUGGACUGCAUUGACUUUAAUCAGACAGGAAGAGACCGGUUCUGGAUCAUAGAGGACUGGAUCACUCCAUUCAUUUCAAUAGGGAUUGUAGAGGACUGGAUCACUCCAUUCAUUUCAAUAGGGAUUGUAGAGGCCUGGAUCACUCCAUUCAUUUCAAUAGGGAUUGUACAGGACUGGAUCACUCCAUUCAUUUCAAUAGGGAUUGUAGAGGACUGGAUCACUCCAUUCAUUUCAAUAGGGAUUGUAGAGGCUUGGAUCACUCCAUUCAUUUCAAUAGGGAUUGUACAGGACUGGAUCACUCCAUUCAUUUCAAUAGGGAUUGUAGAGGACUGGGUCACUCCAUUCAUUUCAAUAGGGAUUUGGGGUUGGGACCUGUAAACGAAGCUGCAUUGCCCAGCAUGCCAGUGUGUGGAGGGGCUGGGCUGCGCAUGUUUCAGUGCAGAUCAGUUCCACAUCACAGCGAGGCGCAGGCAAGUCAGGGGACUGUCUGGCCUGAGAGCUUCAACAUCAUUGCGCACGGAGACAGCAGUCAACGACUGCCAAAAUCUGCAUGCUAGAAUAUAAACCACGAGAGAGAGAGAGAGAGAGAGAGAGAGAGAGAGAGAGACAGAGACAGAGACAGAGACAGAGAGAGAGAGAGAGAGAGAGAGAGAGAGAGAGAGAGCGCUCCUACAAUCUGUUUGGACAAUUUUCUGUUUCAAUCAUCACAUACUGGAAACUUAUCAAAAUGUUUUAAAGCAAACCCUAUGGACUCAAUAGAGCUCUCAGACUGUCUCUAAGUACAGCAGGUACACCAGAGUGUAACCGUUAACCUGUCCCCUCUGUAACACUUUGCUGCCCCCUACUGGAUAAAAGAAACAUCACUUUAAAAAAAAAAAAAAAAAAUUAUUAUUAUUAUUAUUAUUUAUUUCUUAGCAGAUGCCCUUAUCCAGGGCGACUUACAAUGAUUACAAGAUAUCACAUUAUUUUAUUUUACAUACAAUUACCCAUUUAUACAGUUGGGUUUUUACUGGAGCAAUCUAGGUAAAGUACCUUGCUCAAGGGUACAGCAGCAGUGUCCCCACCGGGGAUUGAACCCACGACCCUCCGGUCAAGAGUCCAGAGCCCUAACCACUACUCCACACUGCUCCACACUUUAGUAAUCAGCAAUUAUUUUAUUUUCUCCCAAUUUGGCAUAUCCAAUUUUUUUUAUAUUUUUUUUAAAUUUUUUUAGGCUCAGCUCACCGCUACCACCCCCCGCGCUGUCCUCCGAAGCGUGUGCCAUCAGCUGACCGCUUCCUUCCACACUGCAGGCCAGCCAUGCAGUCGCCUCAGAGCUACAGCGUCGGAGGACAACGCAGCUCUGGGCAGCUUACAGGCAAGCCCGCAGGCGCCCGGCCAGACCACAGGGCAUAGGGCGCAUCCUGCACUCCACUCGGAGUGCCUUUACUGGGUGCGCCCUCAAUCACUUAUAUUUUUGCUGUUACACUCUGGACUCUCUCUCUCAGAAUGCAAAUACGAUUGCGCAAAAUGCAAAUAAAUUCACUGUAUUUAAAAUA